Messenger RNA from Plutella xylostella (diamondback moth), 1608 nucleotides. Its product is annotated as ubiquitin-conjugating enzyme E2 J2. The record is from RefSeq and is a predicted model, not a curated record. NCBI's taxonomy places the organism in Eukaryota, Metazoa, Arthropoda, Insecta, Lepidoptera, Plutellidae.
GAUUUGUCUAUGCCACUUUCUUGUUUUUCAACUGAGUGACGUAUGGUGAAAAUUCUACCAAACUAAACGGAAAUUAAUCAUUUUAUGUGCAGUUUUCCAUGUUAAUAGAACAAUGUCUAAAAACAAGGUGCAUGGUGCCACAAGUCGACUGAAGCAGGAUUAUCUCCGUCUUAAAAACGACCCAGUUCCGUAUGUUACUGCUGAGCCAGUGCCAUCCAAUAUUCUGGAAUGGCAUUACGUUGUGAAAGGACCAGAGAAAAGUCCCUACGAAGGUGGUUAUUAUCACGGCAAAAUUAUGUUUCCCCGGGAGUUUCCCUUCAAGCCGCCUACUAUCUACAUGAUCACCCCCAACGGCAGAUUCAGGACGAACACUCGACUCUGUCUCAGCAUCACCGACUUCCAUCCUGACACAUGGAACCCCGCCUGGUCGGUGUCCACUAUCCUCACUGGUCUACUUAGUUUUAUGUUAGAAAAGACUCCAACAAUGGGAUCAAUUGAAUCAUCGGACUAUCAGAAGCGUUGCUUAGCCGCAGAGUCCUUGGAAGUAAACAUCAAGAACAAGAUGUUUGUAGAGCUAUUCCCAGACUAUGUGGAGGAAAUAGAGCAGCAGCUGAAGGAAAGGCGGGAAGCCAUGCUUCAGUCUGAGAAUGGAAUGGGUCCCAGUGAAAGUGAAGUGUCUUCCGACCAACAAUCAAACAUGUACUAUAUUAUGACAAACCUUUUUGUGCUUGUAGGAUUUGUAUUCCUUGCUUACAUGGUUAAAUAUGUUCUGGUAUCCAUAUCUAAUGACUAAACAAUAAAUGCAUGUCACUUUAUUGUAAAUAGUGUAAUUUAUUAUGUAAAUAAGUACUUAUUAUAAAUCUCACUAUAGACAAAUGCUGCUAGCUGUUCCUUGUGUACACAGUUGUGUAGAGAAAUUCAACAUUUUACAUCAAAUCAAACUAUUUUUAAUUUCAAAUUGUGAUUAUAAUUUCUUGCAUGGUAUGAAACUUCUUUAUGAAUGUAGCUUCAUAAAUUGCAUUUAAAUCUCCAUACAAUACUUAUUCUUACAAGUUGGAAUCUUCAUAAUAUAGAACCAAAGGUAAUAUUCAGUUUCUCUACCAUUGUGAUUUCUUUAUGUCUUUGUAAAUAAGCUGUAAUCUACUUUCAUUCCAUUAAAAUAUUUAAUAAACUUUUAACAAGAGCUCUGUCAUUAGCAUAUUGUAUUAAUUUUCCAAAUUCUGAAGUGAGAACUAGAAGUGAUUGUAUUACAUAGUGUAAGAGUUUUAAUUAUGUUGAGAUGAGAGGUGGAUGAAUGAUUGACUAUGCCGAUUGGCAGGGAUCUAAACUACAUACAUCAUAUACACAGAUCCUAGUCUAAGCUGGGCUGAUGUGCGCUACACUGUAGUUAUUACCUCAUGUAGAAAAUAGAUUGUUAAAUUUUUACAUUGUGUAAAAAUCUAAUCAUUCAUAAAUUAUUACAAUCCCAAAAUAAUAGCAAGUGAAAGAUAUAUAUUCUGCUUCAAUCAAAUAAAUUGUUAUUUAAUACAAGUGGAAAUACUAAAAACACAUGCUUAUAACUUUAUAUUAUUAUCACUGUUAGAGAAAUUAAAUUUUUUAUAAAUAAAA